CGAGCCGCACAGCUCAUGGCGCCGGUGCAUAGUUAUACCGUCUUACGGAAUAUUGCAGGCAGGCCAAGUAUGAAAGAAAUAUCAACACGGUGCAAGACAGUGCUCCGCCUCAACCCGCCAGCUCAUCGCAACCGCAAGUGGUCGAAGUUCGGGUGCGCAAUGUGGUCCACCUAAGCCUUGCGGGCGCAGACUUUGUUGCACUGCUGCUUCCGGGUAACAUCCGGAGAGAAGCAUAUGGCGAGGAUUCCGCAUGCAGCGCAAAGACUUGCCCUCCUGGGGUGAGGCGGCUCGUAUCUGCUCCAGGCUGCAGCUGUUCGAUGAGCUUGGCGAUGCCUCGGGCGGUUGGUGUUGAAAGAGUCAGCGCUGCGGAAAUAGCAUCGCCAGCAUCGCCGAGACGAGGCAGACACCGCAGAUCAGAGAGCUCGAGUUCUGCUGUCUAUAUAAAUCGGCAGUAUGCUCCUCCCAGAGCCUGACUUGUAGUGCUCUCCACCAACAUCACCACAGAACAAGCAAGCGUGUGUUAGCUUUCUCCUCGGCCAACAGCCAACAUCUGGUCCCAACUUAUCUCGGGCUACAAGACUCAACCCGGUCGGACCUCCAGAAACCACCAACCCAUUAUCCCGAGAGAGAGGGCAACACACACAACACACACCACGCAACCACACACACCACUGCCAGAAUGCACCUCAACACCAUCCCCACCCUCCUCCUCGCGGCGCUCACCACCGCGCCCCUCACAACCGCCAUCCCGUUGAACACCCGGCAACCGUCUUCGUCCAACCCUACCUGCACGCACAUCCAGCCGACCCCGUCCCCGCCGCGUCUCGACCUGAUCAACCGCCCGGACCUGUCAACGAUCACCACGCAGACCCUCACCUUCAACCUCCCCUCCUCCUCAAGCACAGGCCCUUGCACCCUCCGCGCGCACUUCCCGCCGCACUGGGAAGUGUACGACUCGCGCGUCGAGGCGGGCGGCGCGCCGCUGGUCGUCAACGUGUUCGACGUCGAUGGCUCCGGCUCCGGCGGUUCCGGCGGCAGCGGCGCGCUGGUGGGCAGCGUGCAGUUCGCCGAUGCCGACGCCGACGCCAACGCUGCUGCGGAGCGGGACAGGAUCGUGACGGUUGGCUCGCUCGCCUGUCGCGAGAGCAUGAGCUUCCGGUUUGAGCUGGCGAGCGACAGCAUCGGGGAGGUCGGCUUCGUGCAGGGUUACGAUGCCGGGCUUGGCGUUGAGGGCGGGUUGGAGGUGGUUUUUGGGGAGUCUUGUUAGGCUGUGGAAGGGAGGAUGGAAUCUGGAAAAAAAUAAAAAGGGGGAUAAACGGUUAUUGUUGUUGUUGUUUGAGGGUGUGCGGGCUGUGUUAUAGAAUAACUAGAGAGACGGGGUUAGAGGAGAUGGGGUUUUCUGGUAGUGCCCUCGAUGGCCAGAAGUGGAAUUCCUCCAUGGGAGGGACGGUUGUUGGACACUGUCACUGUGCUGGUGGACAGGUGUUGGAGUCUGGUCCAGGGGCAUGACUUCGGUCGAACUGACCGACUGAUUUGUCUGUUUUGUUUUGCCUCGGACGAGUUGGAAUGGCGGUCAGGAGGGAGCUCUGCGCACGUCCAGAUUAUGUUGGUAGUCAACUUUCCAUGGAAUACGGCUUCCAUCGUGCGGCUACCUCGACGAAUCUGGUCGAUGCUUCUCUCGUGCCAUUGUUGUAGUGAAGGGUAUAACGGUGAAGAAGAUAGUAACUCGACGAGUCUCC
This is a messenger RNA of Thermothielavioides terrestris NRRL 8126, 1739 nucleotides long. RefSeq lists its product as uncharacterized. Bases 680 to 1267 code for a protein of 195 amino acids. NCBI's taxonomy places the organism in Eukaryota, Fungi, Ascomycota, Sordariomycetes, Sordariales, Chaetomiaceae. The transcript has a single exon. The record is from RefSeq and is a predicted model, not a curated record.